AUGGCGUCGAAAAAGAAAAAUGCUCAAAAAGAUGGCAUCCAUUUUGUGAAUGCUAGACCAACCUCUGAGCUCGAGCGUCUGAAGGCGCAACGACUUGUGCGCGCGCAUGUUGGCCGCUGGAUCUCCGACCAAACAAGAGAUCGCGCCGAGGUCUCCAAUCCUUCCCGCCCGAAUCCACCCAUCGUCAAUUCAACUACAUUGAACUUAACCACUCUUCAUACCGAUAUCGUGGACUUUGAUCCCUCUUUCUCCUCUUUUACUCUCGUCUCGCGUCCUUCUCCUCCGUCUCGAUCGCAUGCCCGUUCCCCUCACGCUCGCCCCCGCUCUGCGAGCCCCGUCAAUGAUUUUUCUUGCUUCGAUGAUGAUCCCCCAGAUCGAAAAUGGUCGCGUUCUCCCAUUCUAGUCGAAAGCACAAGCACUGCUACCACCACAACCACAAGUGAUAGCGACAGUAGUAGCACCGAAGAGACCACUGUAAGCCCCGGGUCAAGUGGAUCGGGUCCAUCUCCUCCCCUGACGGUUGAGGCCCAGAUCUCCGCUUUCUUAGACCCUUUCGGCACAUAUCCAUUACAGUCGCCUGUGUCGCCGACACUCGUGGACUUAUGCCAGCGGUAUUGUCUCGAUGUGCUCUGGCCAGGAAUUGUUCCUAGGAAUGUGAACUUGAAGAAAACCCCCGAAUUAGCCCUCCAAAGCAAAGCCCCGGAAUUAUGGUACUCAUUAUCACGGUCGGACCCCGCACUUUUCGCGGCCUUCAUGUAUGCCUCGCUAUGCCAUCAGCGAGUUUUGUGGGUGAAUAAAUGGUAUGGUAAUAAUGUUGUUGAGUAUGGACCGGCUCAGGAUCACCUCUUACGACAAUGCGAAAGGGAUUCUAUUCGUCUCAUUAACGAGGCUCUUCAAGAUUCAACACGUAUGCUUUCUGAUGCAGUGUUGUUGAGUGUUAUCUGCUUGGCGCAUCAUAGGGCCACCCAGGAUCUAAAGCUUAGCCAGGUGAAGAAGACGCCCUUUGAUCCGCCGUUUCAGUGGCUUCAGUGGCUGAACGUUUAUGGAUGUCUUCAGCCAAAUGAACUCCAUAUUGGCGGAUUGGUGGAGUUGAUCAAAUUACGCGGGUUGCGGAAUAUCAAGUUGCCUGGAUUAGCAGCAACAAUUAGCUUCUCGGAAGUAUUUGCUGCCGCCUGCUGGUGCAUCCAGCCUAUAUUUGAAUUUUGGCCAACAGACCAAAGCCAAGUGGGAGUUUCUAUACAGGACCUACUUGGUUUUGGCCCAUCAGACAUCCAAAAUGGUUUUGGGAAAUUGCAAGUCAUCGGCUUCACGCCCCAAAUGGCAGAGGCCUUUCAGGCCGCUCGCACCUACAUGAAGAUUGUUGAGAAUAUAGGCUCUGAUGCCCCCAAUCGCAUUGAUGUUAAUUUUGCUUUAUUGACUGACCAACGCAAUCUCACCGAAUACACCCUGCUCGCCUUACCACCAGCCUCAGCAGUCCUACCCUACUUCUCACACCCUACUCAGGCAACCACCUACGAGGCUUGUCGUCUCGCAAGCCUCAUCUUUGGGGUCGGCGUUAUCUUCCCCAUCCCGGCUCAGAAUAGCCCUCUUCAACGACUUGCUCAGGAGAUUAGCUGUGUCCUGCUUCAACAAACCGCCACCGCUCUUUGGUCAUCCCAAAGCACUCGUGCCGCCUUGAUUUGGAUUUUGGUUAUUGGUGGUAUCGCGGCGUUUGAUACCCCUUGCCGUCCUUUCUAUGUCUCUUCCCUCGCAUCCACAGCCCGAAGCAGUAACAUCCACAGUUGGGAUGAAGUCAAAUGCUUAUUGGAAAAUAUUCUUUGGUAUCACAAGGCUGGAGAUAAACCUGGCAAGGUUCUCUGGAAGGAAGUUGAACAAUUCUGGCCAGAGACGAAAUGGGAGACGGAACCUAUGAUCAAAACUAGCCCUUCAUGA
Messenger RNA from Penicillium malachiteum, 1932 nucleotides. RefSeq lists its product as uncharacterized. The transcript is spliced from 3 exons. The record is from RefSeq and is a predicted model, not a curated record. The coding region runs from base 1 to 1932 and encodes 643 amino acids. Lineage: Eukaryota; Fungi; Ascomycota; Eurotiomycetes; Eurotiales; Aspergillaceae.